AUGUCAGGCACAUCUCGUCCUCGCAUUUCAAAGACCGUCGCGUGUCGCCGAUGCCACUCGCGCAAGGUCAAAUGCUCGGGCGGCAACCCCUGCGAUGGGUGUCGCCAGGCCGCCAAAGACGACGAAUGCGAGUAUCCCCGCAAGAAUCGUCUCAUCAAAGUCAGCGAGCAGUACAUCGCAGAUCUCAUUUCCGAGAACAAGCGACUGCGAGGAAGCGCACAGCCCCCGAGCGAAGAGACAGUCAAUGCGCCCGUCCUGGCUGAAGCUCCCUGGUUUGUCAACGCCGAUGCCCUCCACACGCCCAUCCUCGUUGCUGAAGCCUCCGACUCGGCCUUUGCCUCGAGAUUCCGGCAGGCCUUGUCUCAUUCGUCUCAUUCUCACCAUGGCCAUCUCCCUCGCGUCAACUUCCCCACCGAUGAGCAGCUGCUCGCCUUGUCAGAGGCUGAGUACCCAUGGCCCUCGCCGGCUCGUGCGCGGCUUCUUGUUCAGACUGCUGUAAAUGGUCUCGGUCGCUGCUACCAUGUCGUACGGCGUAGUUCGACUUUCCACGACCUUGAGAAUAACUCACUCGAUUCGUUGAACAGGAGUAAACUCUGGGCGUUGUUCGCGAUUGGCGAGAUGUAUACGACUAGAAACCCAAGCCCAGAUAAAGGCUUUCCCGGCAUCCGGUACUUCUGCAAAGCGAACAACAUCCUGCGCAUUGUGAGCGAGAGGCCGAGCGUCGAAAUGGUGGAAGUCCAACUGCUCCUGUCAGUUUACUCGCUGUACCUCAACCGACGGCAUGCCGCAUAUAGCCUCGCUGGCUCUGCGGUUCGACUGGCGGUCAUCAUGGGCCUGCAUCUCAACAUCCCCGAGUCCCAAUUGACCGACGCCGGGGAGAGAGAGCAUCGAAACCGGCUGUUCUGGACGGCAUACACCUUCGAUCGCAUGUGGGCGGCAAAGCUCGGAUACCCCUGUGCCAUCCAAGAUGAUCAGAUCCAAGUCAGUCUUCCCACGAGUCCUCCUGGUUCAGGCGAUCAUGGGGCAUUGGACUUUCCCGACCGAGCAUACUUUAUCGCAAGGAUAGGACUUGCCCGAAUAUCCGGCAAGAUUAUCUCCUCGAUAUACGGCAAAAGUGCUCAAGAACUCUCGCUGUCUCAUCGUGUUCAAGAGGCGUUCGGGGAUCUUCGACGCUGGCUGCAAGAACUGCCACCUGCUCUGCAAACUCCUGCUCGAUGCGAGGGCGAUUGGGACCCCAAGGCACGGUCUCUUCAUCUUCUAUUCAAUCAGCUUGCCAUCCUCGCUACGCGCCCGAUCCUCCUUCACGUUCUCCGCGUCCAUAUCGAAGCCCGAGAUCAGCAGAGCACCAAAGAAACGAACGUACCCGCCUCCGCCACUGCUCUAUCCGAGACAUGCGUUCGCUGCGCACGACACUCUUGCAGUCUACUAGUUGACAGCUGGACAAACGGGUCUUUCAUGGUGUUUGAUUUCUUCUACACCCAGUAUCUCUUCUCGGCCGCCACGAUCCUAGCCAUUUCCAGUUUACUCCCCGGUAAAGAGCGGCAGAGCGAUGAGGAGCAAUUCGAAGUAGCGGUCAGCUUCCUCUCCCAAUUGCGGGAUAGCGGCAACUAUGCCGCGGCGGAAUUUUACAAGCAUAUCGAAGCCGUCACCGAGCUUCUGGUCCUCACCAAAGCCCGCCUGUGCGAUGCAGGAAAUGGAAAUGCCGCAACGCCACACGACUCCGCGUACGGCUCAGCCAUGGACACGGGGCCCACCGAGCUGCCAUCCAUCUCGAGCGAGAUGAGCGCUGGAACGGCGCUCUUCGAUCCCCUCUUGCAGGAGCUUCUGGAACAGCCAACUCUGGACCUCGAAUUCAUCGAUUCUUCUAUGUACCUCGAUGAGCAGCAGGGAUUCUACUGGCCGAGCCUGACUGACGGUGAUGUCGCUUGA
Messenger RNA from Aspergillus mulundensis, 1929 nucleotides. Its product is annotated as Zn(II)2Cys6 transcription factor. NCBI's taxonomy places the organism in Eukaryota, Fungi, Ascomycota, Eurotiomycetes, Eurotiales, Aspergillaceae. Bases 1 to 1929 code for a protein of 642 amino acids. Gene Ontology annotation, molecular function: zinc ion binding; sequence-specific DNA binding; DNA-binding transcription factor activity, RNA polymerase II-specific. The record is from RefSeq and is a predicted model, not a curated record. Gene Ontology annotation, biological process: DNA-templated transcription; positive regulation of transcription by RNA polymerase II. Gene Ontology annotation, cellular component: nucleus. The transcript has 4 exons.